This is a messenger RNA of Jatropha curcas, 2741 nucleotides long. Lineage: Eukaryota; Viridiplantae; Streptophyta; Magnoliopsida; Malpighiales; Euphorbiaceae. The record is from RefSeq and is a predicted model, not a curated record.
GAAAACAUUUCUUUCAAUUUUAUUUAAUGGGCGAACGAGUGAGACACUACAACCCAAUUAAGUUAAAAGUCUAGGACUCGAUAAAAAUUUACGGAAAGGUUAUUAAAUCAAUUAAAAAUAUUUUAUUCGACGAGAGCAUUUUUAAUCAAUUAUGGGAAAAAUAAAAAUAACAGCAAAUGAUGUCAUUUCAUGGCCACAUCAGUAUCUCGCUCGGCGUGUCAACGAGGCAAUAGGCAGCCACAUCACUUGUUUCUCUUCCACGUGGAUGAGUUGCCUCGUUUCACUCUCUGGCAGAUUCUGCCACGUGGUACAUCCCAUAUUCCGCCACGUACGCAUUAUUUUAUUUUUUCUUUCCCAUGUAAGUUUCGCUCUUCCGAUUCUGUUUUGAUCCCUAUUUCUGCAAAUUCCGAUCUGUACAAACGUCUUCAUUAAUAACGAUUCAACUUGCAGAGACUCUACAUUCAGAUUGUAGAAUUUAUAAAUCGAGAUGAUGGAAGAAUACAGUUAUGUUUUUGGUUUGGGAUGACAACCAUCUCUGCUUCCUCGUGUUUGUCUGCAACUGAGAGCGGUUGCACAAUUGCUAUCACUUUCUGCAUAAUUCAAUAACUCCAUGGCAAAAACGCGUUUAAACUUUCUUAGUUAGAGUGAGUUCGAGUCACUAGCCGGUGAGGCAGCGUCGACGACGGCAGUGUAUCAUGGAUCCUUCAAUAAUGAAGCUCCUCGAAGAAGAUGAGGACGAAACAAUGCAUUCCGGUGCUGACGUUGAUGCAUUCCAGGCUGCCUUGAAUCGGGAUAUUGUAGGUGAUGCAUCCACUUCUCAGCCGUCUGAUUCGGAUACAGCAGUUUUGUCAUGUGAAAUCAAACAAAGUCCCAGUCAACCAUUUCUGGAUUGGCAAACCACGUCACAAGGAGAAAAUGCCAGUGGUCCAAGUCAGCAACAACAACAGCAAGAGCAGCACAUAUCUGUAACGGAGAUAAAGCAGCAUGGGUCUGCUGCUGAGAAUCAACAACUACAGAAUAAUGUCAGACAGAUGUCUAGUCACCUAUCGUUACAUCAGAAAGAGCUCCAAGAUGAUGUUCAGCAGGGGCAAACACAACAAAUGUCUAUUCAGACCCCUCAACUAACUGGGAUGGAGAUUUCUGAGAGAAAUUCUAUGUCAUUACCUGAGUUAGAAAAAAUGCAAAAUCUAGAUACUGGGUCUCAAUACUUGAAGAUAAAGAAGAUGGUUACUCAACAGGCCACAGCUACAGAGCAACCUGGCAACCUAAAGAAUCAAGUCAAGCCGAUACCAUUUAUGCUAUUGCUUCCUACCUUAAAUUCGCAUCUUGAUAAGGACAGAGAAAUGCAGCUUCAGACUCUGUUUAAUAAAAUGAGGAAAAAUGAAAUCAAGAACGAACAAUUUGUCAGGCUUAUGAGAAGUAUUGCAGGGGAACAAGUGUUUAAGUUGGCAUUAGAACAGGUGCAGUUGCAGAUGCAAUCUCAAGCUUUUGCACACCAAUCCAUUACGAGAACACCUGGUGCCAGUGCCUCUUCUGCAGUUCAAGUUCAUGCUGAUUAUCCAUCUGCAGAAAAAAGUGUUCAGAAACCCCGAGAGGUAUAUUGUCAGCCAGAUUCUCAUGGAAUGCAGACCAGCUCUUCCUCCAGUGCUAGCAUAGUCAAUCAGGAUAGGGAGCGCCCCUCAAUUCCAGUGCCAGGACAUAGAAAGCAGCAGCAACAUUUGCACUUUCCACAGAGUUCCUUUCUAAUGCAUGGAAAUAAUACUGCUACUUAUCACCCAUAUUCUGGAGCAAAUGUCUAUACUUCAGGAUCUCCAAUGAAACAACAACCUCAUGAUUUACAAAUACGGAAAAGUUCACAUCAAACCAUGGGUGCAAUUCGAAUGGGAGGUUCAACCCACACAAUGAACAUUAUGAAUAUGCCAAAAUUUGAGAGGAAAAACUCUAUUACAGAUCCCAGCAGACUACAGAAGGGUUCUAUUUCCCAAUAUACAAACAAAUCGGCACUGCAGCAAAGCUCAGUUCCAUGGCAAGCGCCAACAAAUAAACAAGUACUGGUUGAACAGGCUACCGAGCAGCCAUAUAAGUCCCAGUUGUCUAACCCUCAGAGUUUGUCUGCCACCCUCGUUGAUCAGGGGAAUGCGGUACCAGGAAAUAUGAAGGAUGAGUCUUUAGAGAAGCACCCUUCUAAAGUUGGUUUCUCCCCACCUACUAGUAUGGUGCCCUCAAAUUCAGUUUCUCCUUCCAUUGCAAAUAAACUGGACCCUAAUGUCCCGGUAGGUUCUCAGAUCCCAUCUGUAGCUUCUUCUGCUGGAGUAAAUGCGAAAACACCUCCAAAGAAACCAUCAGUUGCCCAAAAGAAGCCACUUGAAGCACUUGAUUCUUCUCCACCUGUUUCAAGUAAGAAGCAAAAAGUAUCAGGGCAGUUUUCAGAUCAAAGCAUUGAACAGCUCAAUGAUGUCACUGCUGUCAGUGGAGUUAAUCUAAGGGAAGAGGAAGAACAGUUAUUUUCUGGGUCCAAGGAGGAUUGUCGAGUUUCAGAAACAUCUCGGAUGGUUGUGCAAGAAGAAGAGGAAAGACUGAUUUUGCAGAAAAUUCCACUCAAGAAAAGAUUGGCGGAGAUCAUGAGCAGAUAUAGAUUGAAGAAUAUCAAUGAUGAUGCAGAGCGAUGCUUGUCUUUGGUGAGAUGUGCGUUGAGGAAAGAAUGCGGGGACUAAUAAGUAACCUAUCAGGUAUCCAAAGCA